Molecule: messenger RNA, 1145 nt
Organism: Trifolium pratense (red clover)
Lineage: Eukaryota; Viridiplantae; Streptophyta; Magnoliopsida; Fabales; Fabaceae
Product: PRA1 family protein B3-like
Exons: 2
Coding region: 139-795 (218 amino acids)
Biological process (GO): vesicle-mediated transport
Cellular component (GO): endoplasmic reticulum; Golgi apparatus
Source: RefSeq, a predicted model, not a curated record
UAUAAACUCAAACUUUACAACUUUAUCACAUUUCCCUCACAAAACCCAAAAGGCCCAAACCUCACACACCAGAAUCUCCAUUGCCCUUUUCUCUCUAAAUCAAUAUCACGCGCGGCAAUCGGAGAUUCACGCGCCACCAUGUCAUCUCCACCGACACUCCCCGUUUCCACUUCUCAAACAACCAUAAACAUCGGCGGCGGAGGCGGAGGCGGAGGAGUUUCCUCCCAAUCUCAACCUCCGAUCGCAACUCCCGCUUUCCGCGCCUUCGUCUCCCGCAUCUCCUCCUCCCUCCGUCAAGCCUUCUCACAGCGCCGUCCAUGGUACGAACUCAUCGACCGUUCCUCAAUUUCACGGCCUGAAAAUCUCUCCGAAGCAUAUACACGGAUCCGCAAGAAUUUCACAUACUUCCGUGUCAAUUACCUAACCCUAAUCGUUUUCGCGCUCGCAGUUUCUCUCAUCACGCAUCCAUUUUCAUUGCUUGUUCUUCUCGGGCUCCUUGCAUCGUGGUCGUUUCUCUAUCUCUUCCGUCCUUCCGAUCAACCUGUUGUUCUCUUUGGCCGCACCUUCGCCGAUCGUGAAACCCUAGGGAUCCUUUCUUUGCUUACGAUCUUCGUCAUUUUCCUCACAAGUGUUGGAUCGUUGUUGAUUUCUGCUCUUAUGGUUGGAUUGGCGAUCGCUUGUGCACACGGUGCGUUUCGUGUUCCGGAGGAUCUGUUUCUUGAUGAUCAAGAAGUGACUAGUUCGGGAUUCCUGUCGUUCCUUGGCGGUGCUGCGUCGUCCGCUGGUGCGGUGUAAUUGGUGAGAUCUGUGAUCUGGUGGAGUUUUCUAUUAUGAGAGGGUAAACACAUUUAUAUCUGAACACACAUGUUGUGCACACACUUAUGUGAUGCAGUGCUGGAAAUCUCGGUUACAGAUGCCAUCUAUGGUCAGAGACAUUUUCCUCACACACAAGAGUACCAUAUAUUUCAGUUUUGUUUUCGUAUCUUAGAGCUUCAAAUCCAACUAGCAUUGUAACACUUGAUAACCCUUAUACAAGCAUUACCUUCCGUAUAUGAUUUGAGGAUCUUUUCUAGAAAAACCAGACAUGUAAUGGGUUUGUGGUCUUGUCGGUUUAGUAAUGUACUACCAUUUACUUUUUCCUAUUA